Molecule: messenger RNA, 3290 nt
Organism: Tachysurus fulvidraco (yellow catfish)
Lineage: Eukaryota; Metazoa; Chordata; Actinopteri; Siluriformes; Bagridae
Gene: rnf145a
Product: ring finger protein 145a
Exons: 11
Coding region: 188-2110 (640 amino acids)
Cellular component (GO): endomembrane system; endoplasmic reticulum
Molecular function (GO): ubiquitin protein ligase activity; zinc ion binding
Source: RefSeq, a predicted model, not a curated record
GGCUGCGGGAUGAAGCGAGCAGAGUCGAGGUCUUCAUGUCUCUUCUAUCUAUGGAUGUCGCUUUCCUGAGCCCGCUACACCAUAUAUUGCCCUUCAAGCAUGCCUGACAUUCGACCGGAGAAACCUCGCGAAUCGUAGUCUAGAGGAGUUGCGGUGGUUAUUAGUUCUAGGGAAAUCAAGCUGUACAAUGGCAGUGAAGGAACGUGUGGAGGCUGUGCUGAAUGUGGGACUGCGGGUUCCCAGUAUCAUGCUGCUGGAGGUGCUAUACCGUUGGGAUGUGAGCUCCUUCUUCCAGAAGAUCCAAAGGAGCAGUAUGAGCAACAACCCCCUCUUCCAGUAUAAGUACCUAGCCCUCUACCUCCACUAUGUUGGUUAUAUUCUUAGUCUGGUUUUGCUGACCCUGCCUCGUCAGCGUCUUGUUCAGCUCUACCUGUAUGUCCUCACUGCACUAUUGCUUUUCGCUGGACACCAGAUUUCAAGGGACUAUGUACGCGGUGAGCUGGAGUCUGGGUAUGAGGGCCCACUCUACUUGGAGCCUCUGUCUAUGAACCGGUUCACCACAGCCCUGAUCUGCCAGCUGGUCGUGUGUACUCUGUGCUCAUGCGUCAUGCAGACCAAGCGGAUCUGGCUCUUUUCAGCCCAUCUACUCCCCCUUGUGGCCAGAUUGUGUCUCGUACCUCUGGAGACCAUUGUGUUUGUUAACCGCUUCGCCAUGAUUUUCACUGGACUCGAGGUCAUCUACUUCCUAGCCUCUAACCUUCUCGUGCCCUUCAAUCUUGCCAAGACUGCAUACAGGGAACUGGCUCAGGUUGUGGAGGUGUAUGGGCUUCUGGCCCUUGGCAUGUCCCUGUGGAAUCAGCUUGUUCUGCCUGUGCUGUUUAUGUGCUUCUGGCUAGUUCUGUUUGCUCUGCAGAUUUACACCUAUUUCAGCACCCGAGACCAGCCCACUUCCAGGGAAAGGUUGCUUUUCCUUUUUCUCACCAGUAUUGCAGAAUGCUGUAGUACUCCAUACUCUCUGCUGGGGCUGGUGUUCACGGUGUCAUUUGUAGCUUUGGGUGUGCUCACUCUCUGCAAGUUCUAUCUGCAGGGCUACAGGGCUUUCAUGAAUGAUAACACAAUGCACAGGGGAAUGACUGAGGGAAUCACGCUGUUGAUUCUUGCAGUUCAGACGGGUCUAAUUGAGCUCCAGGUCAUCCAUCGAGCCUUCCUACUCAGUAUCAUUCUCUUCAUUGUGGUUGCUUCCAUUUUGCAGUCUAUGCUGGAGAUUGCUGACCCCAUAGUGCUAGCACUAGGAGCAUCCAGAGACAAGAGCUUGUGGAAGCACUUCCGAGCAGUCAGCUUGUGCCUGUUUCUACUCGUAUUCCCAGCUUACAUGUCCUACAUGAUUUGCCAGUUCUUCCACAUGGAUUUCUGGCUUCUCAUCAUCAUCUCCUCCAGCAUCCUUACAUCAUUACAGGUGUUGGGUACAUUGCUGAUCUAUGUGCUGUUCAUGGUGGAGGAGCUGCGCAAAGUGCCAAUGGAGAACAUGGACGAUGUGAUCUACUGCGUAAAUGGCACCUACCGGAUGCUGGAGUUUGUGGUGGCACUGUGUGUAGUGGCGUACGGUGUUUGUGAGACAGUCUUUGGAGAAUGGACUGUGAUGGGAUCCACCAUUGUCCUUGUACACUCUUAUUACAAUGUGUGGCUGCGGGCACAGCUGGGUUGGCAGAGCUUUUUACUCCGCCGUGACGCCGUCAACAAGAUCAAGAGCCUGCCUACUGCCACUGAACAGCAGCUGCAGCAACACAAUGACAUCUGUUCUAUCUGCUAUCAGGACAUGACUUCAGCUGUCAUUACACCAUGUAAUCACUUCUUCCAUGCCAACUGUUUAAAGAAGUGGCUGUAUGUGCAGGAGGCCUGCCCUCUGUGCCAUAGCCAGCUAAAAAGCUCAGCACAGCGGGAAGCAGGUAUGGAUGUGCCACCACAACCUGAUGCCACCAUCCAGGAGGCUCAGCCAAAAGCACCCGUGCCUGCCUCGACCUCAGCUGAGGUGCAAAGUGUUGCGAAAGUGGAAGCGGAGAUCAACACUUCUGCUGCCUCUAAGCUUCCUCUGGCCUCCUCUACAGGCUAAUAACUGGUCUUGCCAGGCUCUCAGACCAGAAAUGAGCCACACUCCUCUGAUGUCAUACUCAUACUCAGUAAAUGCUGGCCAAAGGAGGAAGAAUAUUUCUGAAUAUGGGAUUUGGUGGGUAGCAGUGUUUUUCUUGCGGUACCUGUAGGACCUUUGUGUCCAACAGACAUCCUUACAAUCAAACACUCCAUAUUAUGUAUUUUGUACUUAUCUGUAAACCUGUUGCUGCUUUUAUAACUUCCAUUUUUGUUAAUUGCAGUGGCGUUUUGCUAAUAGGAAUGCCUGAAAAGCUUGCAAACCUGCACCAGGUCCUUGUCAAUCCAAGGUCUAGAGGACUACAAACAGAAUCUAGACCUUACCAUCCUGAAUGUGACCUUUAGUGCACUGGUGCGCUAUAUGCACCCAGUACAUAUUCACUAGCACGCCUUUAGUAUUCACAAAGAUAAGUAGCUAUGCGUUUUUUUGUUCUGAGAUAUAUACAUACAUAUAUAUGCCACUGCAUUUGCACUAAUGUAAAACAAAAGCAAUGCUCCAAAGUUGUCUUGUCAGGUACCAAAUAUUUUGGUGUAUAUGCGCAUUGGAACAAGUUUUAGGUAUGAAACACAGUGUAAAUGUCUUUGUAAAACUGUUUUGAUAUGCAGAAGUAUGUGCAGACGUUUGUGUUAAGCAGCACCAGGAUGUGUGAAGUGGCUACGGCUUGCAUGAGCACUUUAAUGACCAUGUGUGGUCAAAGUGAGAAAAGCUAAAGGCCAUGGAUAUGAACUGGUGGCAGAAGAUGACCAAACUCCCUUUCAUCAGUAUUAUUUGGCAUUUAUUGCAUUUGUGAGCAUGAAUACAUUUAACAAUGUAUGAGCAAACUCAGCAAUGCCACUUUUAUUUAUUAGGCUGAAACUUGACUAAUUUUUACAAAAGGACAUUUGGCUUGGAGGGAAAGGAAUUUUUACUUUUAUUGAAGAGGGAUUUUUUAAAAGAAUGUUUCAGACAUAUUUUGCCACUAUAACUGAGAAUGAAUAGCCUGAUCCUUACAUCAUUCUGAUUCUGUUCUCUAUGUUGCUAUUUUACUACAUGAAUAUGUGAACUGAUGUCCUGAGCAAGCUGACUGCUGUUUGGACUGCAACUGAGCUCAGUAAAAUAUGCCUGAGGUUUGACAAUGAAUGUGCGAAUAAAUCAAAACCUACCA